Messenger RNA from Triticum turgidum subsp. durum (durum wheat), 1071 nucleotides. NCBI's taxonomy places the organism in Eukaryota, Viridiplantae, Streptophyta, Magnoliopsida, Poales, Poaceae. The record is from the annotation of a GenBank genome assembly.
AUGACGUCGCCGGUGACGACGCACGCCUCGCCCUUCCUGCUCGCCCUGCUCCUGCUCCUCUCCAUCCCGGUCGUCUUCCUCCUCGGGCCGCGCCUCCUCCCGCCCAAGACGCUCCCCGCCAUCCCGGACGCCGACGAGUCCGACGACCUCGCCCUCUUCCGCCGCGCCAUCCUCUCCUCUUCCUCCGCCAAGCCGGCCACCACCUCCUACUUCUUCCACCGCCGCCCUCGGCCCAAAGUCGCCUUCCUCUUCCUCACCAACUCCGACAUCGUCUUCUCGCCGCUCUGGGAGAAGUACUUCCGUGGCCACCGCAAGCUGUUCAACCUGUAUGUCCACGCCGACCCCUACUCCGUCCUAGAGCUGCCGCCCACGCCCACCUUCCGCGGCCGCUUCGUGCCAGCCAAGGCCACGCAGCGAGCCUCCCCCACGCUCAUCUCUGCCGCCCGCCGCCUCCUCGCCACCGCACUCCUGGACGACCCGUCCAACCAGUUCUUUGCGCUGCUGUCCCAGUCCUGCAUCCCGCUGCACCCGUUCCCCACCAUGUACAAGACACUCCUCUCCGACAAUGCUGGCCCUCACGGCCACCACCGCAGCUUCAUAGAGAUAACGGACAACACCUCCAUCCUUCAUGAUAGGUACUAUGCCCGCGGUGAUGCUGUGAUGUUGCCAGAGGUGCCGUAUGACCAGUUUCGUGCUGGAUCGCAGUUCUUUGUGCUCACUAGGAGGCAUGCCAUCAUGGUUGUGAGGGACAUGCGGCUCUGGAAGAAGUUUAAGCUGCCUUGUCUGGUCGAGCGCAAUUACUCGUGCUAUCCAGAGGAGCACUACUUCCCCACAUUGCUGGAUAUGCAGGACCCUGCUGGAUGCACCAAGUAUAGCCUCACGAGGGUGAACUGGACAGAUCAAGUCGAGGGCCACCCACACACGUAUCAUCCUGGGGAGGUGUCGGCCAACUUGAUCAGGGAGCUGAGGAAGUCAAAUGCGAAAUACUCAUACAUGUUUGCACGGAAAUUUGCCCCGGAGUGCCUCGAGCCGCUGAUGGAGAUUGCGGACUCAGUCAUCCUACGUGACUAG